GGGGGGAGGGAAGAGCAAGUCGCGUGUGUGAGUGAGAGCAAUACUGCGUUAAGUCAUCAAAUUAGAGGUGUUGCUGCAUGCUGGCGGCACGUGUCGGUAGUCAUUGACGAUGUGUUUCGCCGCAAUGUUCAUGAUUUGCCGACUGGCACAUGCUACAUACAUAAGAAUCGCACAUGCGAGUAUGGACCUUUGCUGUACAAUUUACUUCGCUUGCCAACUUGUAGCACCGCAGAUCAUCGGCGAGAUCUUCUUUCAGCUUGAUGGGGAGAGCCGGUGCGGGAAGCGGCGAUGCUCAGCUCACAUCCGCAACUGACCUACCUUCACCAGGAUUAGCCGAAAUCCCCGCAGCUAUUGCCACUUUGGUCAAUAUCGCUGGAGGGGGAAAACCCUCCGCCUCCGCACCACACCAUCGGCCCCUCCAUCGUGCUCCGCCACUCCCUCACCUCCUCUUACCCUUAGUAGCCAGCCUCUGGCCUCGCUCUCGCGCCUUUCCUUCCGUUGCACCCUCCAUCCAUCCACAUAUCCGGCGGCCAUCCCAAAUCCACACCCCCAAAGAUUCGUGCACAUGUCGAAACUAAUUUCUUGACCCAACCGACAAGUGAAGUAGAGCCUCUCACCUGUCAGCAGCCUGGUAUGAUGCGCAGCCCGUACAUGGCGAGCAUGCCGUCCAGUGAGAUCCGGAAAGUGACCAUGUCCCCAUCAUGUGCGGGGCAGUAGUUGCCCACAGCAGCGAGCCAA
Molecule: messenger RNA, 738 nt
Organism: Thecamonas trahens ATCC 50062
Lineage: Eukaryota; Apusomonadida; Apusomonadidae
Exons: 1
Coding region: 261-578 (105 amino acids)
Source: RefSeq, a predicted model, not a curated record